Paramecium pentaurelia is the source of this 1122-nucleotide messenger RNA. Lineage: Eukaryota; Ciliophora; Oligohymenophorea; Peniculida; Parameciidae. The record is from the annotation of a GenBank genome assembly.
AUGAAAUAAAAUAAAUAUAUCAAAAAUAUUCAUUUAAGAUCUAAAGAAAUAGUUGAAUAACAAAGAGAAUAGCAAAAUAUAAAUAAAUCAUAAAUCUAAUUAUAAGAAUUUGAUUAUGCAGCCAAACCUUAUGUAGAUUUUGAAUUCAUAAAAUUGAAGAAUAUUAAAUCAAUUAAAUUGAGUGACUCUGGUUCUAGAGGAGUUUUAUUUAUUGAUUCAGAAAAUGGUGCAAUUGUAUUAAAGUUAUCAGGUUAAGUAAGUGUGGAACUUUAUCUUAAUAAAUUAGCAUAAGCACUUGAUAUAAAAACUACUUAAAUGAAAUGUUUAAAAUGGUGUGAUUUAGAAAUGUAAGAAAUUAGAAAUGACAUUUUAUUUGCAGCAUCUAUAGAUGAAGUUUUAUCUCAUCGACUUAAACAAAAAUUAAAAGUUUCCUAUUUUGAAAUGAUUGAAUAUAUUCCUGGUCUUUAACUUUAUUAUUUCCAAGGAGAAAGAGCUAAAAUAAUAUUCAAUUAGGAAAGACUUUUUUGUUUAGGAAAGAUAAUAGGAUUUGAUAUAUUUAUACAUAAUGGAGACAGAUUUCCAUUACCUAUAUGGAGAAGUGUAGGAAAUGCAUAUAAUGUUAUUCUUAAAGUAAUUGAUGAGAAACAAGAGGAUAUGUUUAAUUUUAAUAAUAUUAAUCUUAAUUUUGAAUGCCUUUAUUCAAUUGAUCCAUAAACUAUCUUAAAAUAACAUGAUUCAAGCAUUUAAGAUAAAAUACUUAAUGCAUAUAUAGAAAAAGUAAAAAAAUUUCUAUAAGAUAUAUGUGAUGAAAUUAAAAUGAAUGAAUCUUAAUGUUUAGAAACAUUUAAGGAUUUUAUUUUUGAGUAAACUCAAUAUAAAUUAAAUAAUAAUGAGCUCUAAAUAAUUAAGAAAGGAAUUCUAUAUUAAAUUUAGAAGAUAGUUUAAUUUGGAAUAGAAAAUAUUAUUAAAAUAAAAUAAGAACUCUUAUUACCUGAUUCUUAAGAUUGGAUGGAUUCAUAUAAUAAUUGUUUAAAUUAAAUUCACAUUGAAUUUCAUGAAAAAUUAAUAACAGUAUUUGCAGAUAUAAUUAAUACUAACUCUGAAAUAUUCUAAACUCUUUGA